Myotis daubentonii (Daubenton's bat) is the source of this 1563-nucleotide messenger RNA. RefSeq names its product ectonucleotide pyrophosphatase/phosphodiesterase 7 (gene ENPP7). The record is from RefSeq and is a predicted model, not a curated record. The transcript is spliced from 7 exons. The coding region runs from base 84 to 1523 and encodes 479 amino acids. NCBI's taxonomy places the organism in Eukaryota, Metazoa, Chordata, Mammalia, Chiroptera, Vespertilionidae.
CGGAGGCCCGGUGACCCUGGGACUUUGCUCUGCUCCGUCCGCAGCAGGAACACGCCCGGCCCCGGCGCCAAAGACAACCCCCCAUGAGCCACCCGGCCGCCCUCCUGGCCGUGGCCCUGGCCGCCCUGCUGGCUCCGGGGGCCGGGGUGCCCGUGGGCCGGCGGGGCGCCCGGCACAAGCUGCUCCUGGUGUCCUUCGACGGCUUCCGCUGGGACUACGACCAGGACGUGGACACCCCCAACCUGGACGCCAUGGCGCGGGACGGCGUGAAGGCGCGCUACAUGACCCCGCCCUUCGUCACCAUGACCAGCCCCUGCCACUUCACGCUGGUCACCGGCAAGUACAUCGAGAACCACGGGGUGGUGCACAACAUGUUCUACAACACCAGCAGCAAGCUCAAGCUGCCCUACCACGCCACGCUGGGCGUCCAGCGCUGGUGGGACAACGGCAGCGUGCCCAUCUGGAUCACCGCCCAGAGGCAGGGCCUGAAGGCCGGCUCCUUCUUCUUCCCCGGCGGCAACGUCACCUACCAAGGCACGGCCGUGACGCUGAGCCGCAAGGAAGGCAUCCUGCACAACUACAAGGACGAGGCGGAGUGGAGGGCCAACGUGGACACGGUGAUGCGCUGGUUCACGCAGGACGGCCUGGACCUGGUCACGCUCUACUUCGGGGAACCCGACUCCACGGGCCACAAGUUCGGGCCCGAGUCCCCGGAGAGGAAGGCCAUGGUGCAGCAGGUGGACAGGACGGUGGGCUACCUGCGCGACAGUAUCCGGCGCAGCGGCCUGGAGCGCAGCCUCAACCUCAUCAUCACGUCCGACCACGGCAUGACCACCGUGCGCAAGAAGGCCGGCGACCUGGUGGAGUUCCACAAGUUCCCCAACUUCACCUUCAAGGACAUCGAGUUCGAGCUCCUGGACUACGGGCCCAACGGCAUGCUGCUCCCCAAGGAGGGGCGGCUGGAGAAGGUGUACGCGGCGCUCAAGGACGCGCACCCCAAACUCCACGUCUACAAGAAGGAGGACUUCCCCAGGUCCUUCCACUACGCCAACCACCCCCGGAUCACGCCCCUGCUCAUGUACAGUGACCCUGGCUACGUCAUCCACGGGAGGGUGAACGUGCAGUUCAACAACGGGGAGCACGGCUUCGACAACGGGGUCCUGGACAUGAAGACCAUCUUCCGGGCCGUGGGCCCCAGCUUCCGGCGGGGCCUGGAGGUGGAGCCCUUCGAGAGCGUCCACGUGUACGAGCUGCUGUGCAAGCUGCUGCGCAUCGUGCCCGAGGCCAACGACGGGGACCCCAGCGCCCUGCUGCCCAUGCUCACGCCCGAGGGCGACGGGGGCCCCAGCACCCUGCUGCCCAUGCUCACCACCCUGCUGCCCAUGCUCACGUCCGAGGGCGACGGGGGCCCCAGCACCCCGUCCACCACCACCCACUCAGGGUCUGCCCCCCUGGCUGGCGGCUGCCCCGCCCUGAUGACAGGCCUGCUGGCGGCUGCAGUUCUCCUGGCCAAGGUCGCAUAGUGCCCAUCGCUCAAGGAAGCCUCCGCAGCUGCCCUCGCGG